CCUAACACGCCGGUCCCCAGCGCGAAAAACACAUCCUUCGCGCUUCGCGUUAUAAUAAAUAUCACUAUAUUAAAAAAAACUGAGACAAGACAAUAAUAUUUAAAAAAAAUAAACAAAAUCACGCAUACAGUAAUCAGUUAAUUGAGUGUGCAACCUUUGUGCUGGAAAACUAUUUUCCAGCGAAUGCCCCAAGAGAUCAACAGCCGUAGGGCAUAGACAUCAGCCCCGUUGACGCCGGCCCGGAGGCAGCACACAGAUGAUCGGCUCAUUUUGGAACCUGUGCCGCGCGUGUCCAUCCAUGCCCGUUGAUAAGCUGCACUCCGAGUACCGCAGCACGUACAGAUGGCACGAGUACAAAGAACAGCAGCAGCAGCAGGGCGUGGUGAAGCAGCCGGCACCCACGCCGCCCAACGCGCUGCCCAUACAGCGAGGACCAAUGGAGCCGGCGAUGCCCCGUCGCAAGAAGUACCCCGGGGUUGCGUAUAAAACGAACGAGCUGUUCGACCCCGCCCCAGCUGACGACAUCCGCCCACAACAGACAUCCGCAUUCGACAGGGCUAGGAGUACUCAGAGGAAUGACGCGGACCGCGCGGGCCGGCGCAGCAAGUCAGAGGGACCUCGGCAACCGCGGUGGACCGACACCGUGGAGCCGAAGGCAACCAACGCCCUGGGAGAGGUGGUGGCCUCCAAGGAGCCUGAUAUAGUGAGCACGGAGUACCGAAAUCAGUUCGCGUGGCCUAAAGACACCACGGACUCCGCGCCGAGGAAGAGCAUCUCCAUGGGGGCUCUCAAGAAGGCCGCCGUCGCUGAAGGAUCAGUCGAAGCGGAGCCGCUCAUGAACCACGUAGACGGUGACCACGACGAUGGUCACAAGAGGUACAUCGAAGAUUACCUCUGGAACGGGCAGAAGCCGGGAGUGCAAAGAAAAUCGACGUUCCGUAGCGCGCUAUCGGCCCUCAUAUCCAACGGCGAGGAUCGUUCCAAAGAUAAUAGGAAACGUUACAAAAGCGAGUACAAAAAGAAAUUUAGACCGUUCUCUCAGUACGUGUACGAGGCGUCUAAAGGGACAUUUACAAAAUGCAGGGGGAAAGGGAAGACGAAUGAGGAGGCGAGCGAGAGGAUGCUGGGUGAGACACAGGGUGGCGCGGGGGAGAAUGUAGGCACGGGGGCGGGCGGGGUAGCGAAUUCGAACGCGGGCGCGGGGGCGGGAGCGGGAGCGGGCGCGGGGGAGGACGCCACCACGCUGCGCGCGGCCGGCCUGCAGUCGCUGGGCCUCUCGCAAGGGGACUCCUGGUACCGCGAGGUGCUGGACCUGCGCAAGCGCGCCGGCGAAUACAAGUACCGUGGCUGGGGAACCGAACUGGCUCCAGAACACAUCACACAGCUUUACAAUAAGCAAAUCGAGCUCUGGUACCAGGUGUCCCGACGGUCCUCGUUGUCUGCCCUAUCACUCGCUUCCACCAAUCACAAAGCCCUACCCCGGGACGAGAAAGACGGCAAGGACUCCAAGAAUCAUUCGCCUAAGAAGUUCAGGUCUUUCCGCUCGGCUCCUCAUCAGUCCAUCCAUGCAAAGAUCCAGGAAACGAAGGCUCAGGAACGAUCGCCCCAUAAGACUUCCCCCCAAAAACAACGGAAGAAGCUCCAAGGACAUAGUUUUGAUGAAGGUGCUACCCAGGAAGCUUCGAAGGUGGGUGAGAAUGCGUUCCGGUCUCCGCGGAGGCGGCCGCGCUCCGCCGACCCUGCGCCUGCGCCUGCGCACUCCGCCAAGAGCAUUCCCAACGGACACGAGCCUCAUCCCAGGCCCAUGAAGCCUACCGGUUUGCCGUUGAGUAGAGCGACUAGUAGUAGAGUUAGGUCGACCUCUCGGGGCGGGCGGUCGCCGUCGGCACCGAGCAAACCGGGGGCGGCGGCUAGCGGGACCUCGGGGACCCCCGCCGGCCGCAGGAGCCGCAGCGUCUCUAAAGUGGGCAUUAAAUUGGACGACGAGAUCCCGUCUCACCGCAGCGCCUCAGUCGCUAAAGACCACUUCUUCGACGAUUCACCAGUUGUGAAGUCGCCACCGGAACCGACCCGGGUGAAGUCGCCGGAGCAGAUGAACAUGCGGUCGCCGGACCCCGUCAACUGGACGGUGCCCCUCGACACCGGGAAGACGUUCACCGUCACACAGAAUGUUAAAAGCGAUGAAAGCGUUAAGCGCCCUAGCUCUGAGUUUAAGGGUGGCUCCAUAGCCGAAGAGGGUGCCACCGUGAAGCCGGCAGAAAUCGCGCCGAUCCAUCACCAGCAAAUGUCGCCAAUACGCUCGUUGAAAAAGAGUGAGUCGCCGACGAGCUCCAGCAAGCGUACUGAUAAGACUCCUACAACACCUAUCAGCCUGACGCCCAUAGACGAAACCAAAGCGCUAGAAAUGAACAACCUGAAUGGAAUCAACGGAUUCAAUAGCAACCAGCUAACUCCAGAGACGCCCACCCAGGAGCCAAUCAAAGACAAGGAAGUCAUCAAGAAAGCGAUUGAAGCUACACAGGUGGCUCCAGGGGUGGUAGAUACGACAGUGGUUAAUGAAACACCAGCUACUGGCGGGUUGACGGCCGCUGAAGUGCUGGAUAGAGCUCGUACGAGGUUCGAUAAGUUCUGGGGCAAAAAGGAGGAAGACAACGUCUAGUUGGUUUAGUGUAGGUCAGUGAUUUAACCGUAAAGUGUGACAAAGUGUGACAAACAAUAUAUCAAGUAAGAAUAUGACCGAAUGGACUAGAAUGUUUACGAUCGAAUUUGCACAUCUUUUCAUUCGAAACAGAUUUUAUUGUAGAGUAUUGCUAUUAUAUAUGAACUAUUUCAAAGUUGUAAUUACAAACCGUACUUUGUAUCACUUCAUACAUAUUCGCACAACUAUCAAUUUCAAUCUGUUUUAAUUGAGAAUUCUAACAAAUGCGUUAUUAUAAAAGAAGGACCUAGCGGCAUCUGUGCUUAAUUUUGCAGUGAAAGGAAAAAUCCAUGAAAUAUUUUCUAGCACCCUUAUUUAUUAAAACUAAAACCAUUACCAUAAUAUACAAAUCAAUUUCAAUAUUGGAAUGUAAUUUAACUUUAUUCUAAUAAAGAAAAGUAUUUUACAGAAAAGGUCAAAAAGGGUAGUCGAUGGUAUUUACUUUUUUCUGUCACCUGACACUUUUAUGAUCAACAUUAUUUCCAGUAUAGCAUGUAUGUUAAUAAAUUGCAUUAAC
Molecule: messenger RNA, 3215 nt
Organism: Achroia grisella
Lineage: Eukaryota; Metazoa; Arthropoda; Insecta; Lepidoptera; Pyralidae
Exons: 15
Coding region: 257-2659 (800 amino acids)
Biological process (GO): negative regulation of centriole replication
Molecular function (GO): microtubule binding
Source: RefSeq, a predicted model, not a curated record